AUGACGGGGACGUCCACGGAUAUGGAUUUGACCAACCCGUUAUCCGGAAAGUUUAAUGAGAAAGAACUGAUGCAUGGCUUGAACGAUCGCCUUGCAGGAUUCAUAGAUAAGGUGCACCAGCUGGAGUACCAGAAUCAUCUGCUAGAGAGAGAAAUCGAGGGGAUCAGGGGGGAAGCGAAACCCGCAUCCUGCCUGCAGGAGGAGUAUGGACCAGAGCUCACGAAACUGAGACAGAUUGUUCAGGAUAUUACUCAUCAGAAGCAUCAGAUUGAAAUUGAGCAUCAGAAUUUAGAGGAAGAAUUAUCUAAGUUGAGAAAACAAUAUGAACAGGAGGCGCGCAGCAAGUCAGAUGUCGAGAGAAAUAUUAUGGUCCUGAAGAAUGACAUCGGUGAUGCCUAUCAGGCGAAACUACAGCUGGACAAGAAAGCGCAGUCUCUCGUGGACGAAAUUCACUUCCUGAAGAGAAACCACGAGGCCGAGGUGUCAGAGAUGUUUGACCAGAUCCAGGAUCUGCAGGUGACCGUCAAGGCGCAUGAAUUUGGCAUCCCUGGCGUCACUGCGGCACUCCGGGAUAUCAGGACACAGCUGGAAGGUCAUGCUGUGACCGACGUCCAGCAGGUAGGAGAAACUUUCCGAUCUCAGUUUGCAAGACUAACAGAGGCGGCUGAGUCCAAGAGACAGGCUCUAAAGGCGACCCAGCAAGAGAUCCAGGAGUACAGGAGGCGCCUGCAGGCCAAAACCAUCGAACUGGACUGCGCUAAAGGCACCAGGGAAGCGCUGGAGAAGCAACUGCAUGACGUCGAGGAUCGCCACAAGGAGGAAAUUAUCCACUAUCAGAACACAAUCAAAGAACUUGAAAAUGAGCUCAUAAAUUGUAAAUUUGACAUGUCUGGUUACCUGCGGGAGUAUCAGGACCUAUUAAAUGUGAAGAUGGCCUUGGAUGUGGAGAUACUGUCUUACAGGAAACUUCUCUGUGGUGAAGAAGCUCGGCUAUCCACAGUGUCAGACACCCACAUCUCCUUGCCCUACAUCUACCACCAGUCCCCCAUUUACACCCUCCCCUGCUUCAGCCGACCAGGUGGCCCCCACAGACGAACAGAGCCCCAGUACAAGUUUGUAGAAGAGAUCAUAACGGAGACCACGAGGGAGAUUGAGAUGUCAGAAUUUGAAGAGACAGGAUCAGAGGAGACAGAAGCAGGAAAAGAUGAGCAGGAGUGUGAAAAAAGGGAUAGAGGGGGCAGUGAGGAGGAGGAGGAGGGGGAUAAUAAAGACAGUCGAGAGGAACAAAGUGAGCAUAUGUCUGAUAGUCAGCAGAAUCAAGGAGCAGAAGUAGGAAAUUUAGUGAGUGGAGAGGAUGAUAGGGAUAGAGAAACUCCCGGGGAGGGGGAUGAUGGUGAAAAAGGUCAAAAAACAAAAGAAGAGGCAGAGGAAACUGAAGCAGCUGACAGUGAAUGGGACAGUAGCAUAGAUAAAAAUACUGAAAGCAAAGUUUUAUUAAGCAAGAGCCUUGAUGAGGAAGAAAGUGAGCAGCACAAAAAAGUAGCUGAAAACAUGAAAGAAGAGAAAGAAGAUCCGGUGACAAAGGUAACAGCUCAGAAAGAAGUCUCUUCAAAACCAGAUGAUUUAAAGCCAGAGGUCACUGUGAAGGAUGAACCUGGGAAUGAUAAAAAAGAAGAUGCUCAGAAAGAGAGUUUUGUCUCAGUUCAAGUAAAACACCCAGUUAAUGAGACUUUGGCCCAAGUGUCUAAAGAAUCAGACAAAACUCAAAAGCUGAGCGGUGCCCUUCAAGUGCACGAUAAGAAAACCACAGACUUGACACCAGAGACAAAGAGCACCCUUUCCAUUGAGACAGAAGGGCUUUCAGAAAAGGCUCCAGUAACUUCAAGUACAACUCUCAAGGGGGAGGAAAAGGAAAAGAGUAAUACAGAGCAAAAGGAAAUGACCAAAUCUGAAGCUGCAAAAAGUGAAGACAAAGUGGCUAAAAGCCUUGAAGAUGCCGCACGUGAUAGCAAUAAAAUCCAAGAUAAAGAGUCGUCUCUAAAAUCUGAUGUGAAAAGUCUCCCUGAAGUUGAGGAUCAGAAGCCAAACAGCGGAGUCAAAACUGAAACAGAUCAAACCGUGUUGCCGAAUGAAAAGAAGACUACCAGUGCAGAAAUCAAAGAGCUACAUCAGAAGGCACCAGAAAACAGUCAGGUUCAGGCAUCAGAGCUCACUGCAGGGUCAGAGAAAACAAAUGAUCUUCAAGGUAAACCUGCGGAGGUAGAGAGUAGUAAGAAAUAAGAGGGAAGUGUACAAGAAACUAAACAGAGGGGAUAUUUGAGGUUGCAGAGGAUGCUAGGAUAAAGGAUAAAACAGAAGCUGAUUUGCAAAUAUAAGGGACUGGAAGCGUUAAACAGAGAAUGGCUUAACUAACGCACAUGCAAAUUCAAGGCAUGAGCUGAGCAAAGA
Messenger RNA from Toxotes jaculatrix (banded archerfish), 2448 nucleotides. RefSeq names its product neurofilament light polypeptide-like. Bases 1 to 2280 code for a protein of 759 amino acids. Gene Ontology annotation, cellular component: cytoplasm; postsynaptic intermediate filament cytoskeleton; axon. The transcript is spliced from 3 exons. NCBI's taxonomy places the organism in Eukaryota, Metazoa, Chordata, Actinopteri, Toxotidae. Gene Ontology annotation, molecular function: structural constituent of cytoskeleton. The record is from RefSeq and is a predicted model, not a curated record. Gene Ontology annotation, biological process: neurofilament bundle assembly.